AUGCCGUUCAUUUCAUCACCGGGUGCUUCUCCCAAUGAAACGCAAAAGAGAAAGAAUGAACAACAGUCGCAGUCAACGGAGCCUAAGCGGCAGAGGAUUAUGGGUGGUUUCCUGGACGAGGACGACGAAGAUGAGGAUGACCUGGCGGCUUUCCAUGAUGCCCAAAUGAGAAGUCAGUUUGAAUUGCAAGAGCAAUUGAUUGAGCAGGAGCCGGUGGAAUUGCCGCAAAUCACCCCGAAGCCUACACUUGAAGUGCGGACUACCACGGCCAUCACGAGUUCAACGAUCACCUCAAUCGCAGUGUCCUGCGAUCCGCCAAGACGAAGAACUCAAGCCAUCCAGAUCAAAACGUGCUCAGGAAAGACCCACACAAUUCCAUUGAAACAGACUACAACGCGUGUGUCCUAUGAACGCCUUGUCGCCAGUCGCUCAACUACCGCUCCAGGACGGGCGCAAAAGUGUUACUAUGGCAUCGACAUCCAUAGUAUCCUGGACGAGGCCGCGAAAGAGGGCGCACAAUUGGAAGCGGCGAGAGCACUCGCCGAUCGAGCAGUACAGAAAUCAAUCGAAACGCCCUUAGAUGACCCAAGAAGUAAAAAGCUGGCAGGGGCGAUGUGGACUGAAAAGUAUCGCGCUCGCAAGUUCACUGAACUCAUUGGGGAUGAGCGCAUACACCGGUCGGUUUUGCGCUGGUUGAAGGGCUGGGAGCCCAUCGUGUUUCCUGGUCUCGCCAAAUCUAGACCGAAAAAGCAAGGAAAAAAUGAGGACGACGGGGAAAGGGUGCACAGAAAAGUUCUGCUUCUGUGUGGUCCUCCAGGCCUUGGAAAAACUACCUUGGCACAUGUUUGUGCAAAACAAGCAGGCUACGAAAUUCUAGAAAUCAACGCCAGCGAUGACCGCAGCAGAGACGUUGUGAAAGGGCGAAUCAGAGAUGCGCUGGGUACCGAAAAUGUCAAGGGCAUGAACGUCGAGGUAGGCGGUCGCAAAGUUCGAAAGGCUGGACGACCAGUCUGUGUUGUCGUCGAUGAAGUGGAUGGAGUUGUUAGCGGCUCUGGGAGCGGCGGUGAAGGCGGCUUCAUGAAGGCGUUGGUCGACCUUGUCUUACUUGAUCAAAGGAAUAUGGCACGUUCAUCAGAUCCGAAUGCAAAGAGUGGCCACAAGAGGAAGGGGGACAAGUUCCGAUUCCUGCGCCCCUUGAUCUUGGUAUGCAAUGAUGUAUAUCACCCAAGCUUACGUCCAUUGAGAACUUCCUCCAUUGCCGAAAUCAUUCAUGUCCGCCAAGCGCCCUUUGAAAACGUUGUUUCUCGCCUGAAGAACAUAUUGACUCUAGAAGGCAUUCCAUCGGACAACGAUGGAGUGCGGCGACUCUGCGAAGCAUCGUGGGGGCUCUCAAGAAAGAAGAGUGGUGGGAUGAAAAGCAGUGGAACAGCUGAAGGCGACAUCCGGAGCGUGCUUGUAGCGGCGGAAUGGGUAGCUCAUAAAUUAAGGAAUGAGAGCCUGUCUUCUCUCAAGUUGACAAGGAGCUGGUUUGAGAAACGUGUUCUCAGUGGUCCGGCAGAAGGCUCAUUCUUCAAAGGAUUAAGCCGCGGGGGAGUACGAGAUAUCGUGGAUCGAGUAUUUUUGGAGGGUGGAGGGUUUCCGGAUGCCCCUGUGAACUCUGGAUCGUUCCAAGAUCCAUACGACAAUUCCGAUCGAAACGUGCCUCUUGGGGUUGCAGAUCUCCGGAAACGUCACGCCAUCAACAAGCUACGCGAGAUGAUAGAUGCUAGCGGCGAUCAGGAUCGGUGUGCCUCUGAAUGUUUCGCUACGUACCCGCUUCAGUCAUACCAAGAUGAUACUUUUCUUUCGAAGCCUAACGCGGCAUACGACUGGCUUUACUUUCAUGAUACCAUUUCCUCGAAAGUCUAUACUUCCCAGGAAUGGGAGCUUACACCUUAUUUAAGCCAAUCAGUCAUAGCGUUCCACCACCUAUUCUCCUCCGUCGGAGGCAAAAGGAUAUCAAAGAAUCACGAUGAGGACGAUGAAGAAGAAGAGCAUCCUUUCUCGGGAUCCAGAGCAGACUUUGCAGCCUUUGAAGCACAGAAACAAAACCGUGCUAUUUUGAACGGGUUCCAAUCUUCUUUCUCAGCACCGUUACUGAGAUUGUUCCGCUCAACGGACAGCUUGAUCACAGACCUCGUUCCGAAUCUCAUGCGUAUGCUAUCACCUGAUGUGAAACCUGUCGUUGUUCGUGGAAGCGGGGAGCAAAGAAGUGUGGCUAGUGUCAGGAAGGAGAGUGAACGGGCUCUCGUGCAGGCAGCUGUUCGUGUCAUGGCGGGCUUGGGCGUGACUUUUGAGAAAGUACGGGUUGAGGGCGAGGGUGGUGGACACGGCGGAUUUGCCUACCGCAUGGAACCACCCCUGGAUUCUCUUGUAGCAUUUUCCAAGGUCAAGGGAACCUUAGCAGACACUGGGAGCUCCAUGCCUGUCCGAUAUGCCGUCCGCCAGGUACUAGACCAGGAGUAUCGCAAGGAAACCACGAGGAAGCAUUCCGAGGCGUUGACUUCGUCCAAGGCCGACAAGAAGAACGGCAAAGCUGACGGUGGGAACGCCGGGAAGAAUGCCACUCUGAAGGAUGCACCAGGCAUCAAGCGCGACUUCUUCGGGAGAAUCAUUCAAAAGCCGGAACCGCAAUCACAAACGUCGGAUGGAAUUCCAAUGCAGAAUGAAACUUCGAAAGCUGGAAGAAAGGUUUGGAUUACUUAUCAUGAUGGUUUCUCCAAUGCCGUGCGCAAGCCGAUUUCGUUGAGCGAACUGAUGGCUGGACUUUGA
Messenger RNA from Aspergillus clavatus NRRL 1, 2811 nucleotides. RefSeq names its product putative sister chromatid cohesion factor (Chl12). NCBI's taxonomy places the organism in Eukaryota, Fungi, Ascomycota, Eurotiomycetes, Eurotiales, Aspergillaceae. The transcript has 2 exons. Gene Ontology annotation, molecular function: ATP hydrolysis activity; DNA binding; ATP binding. The record is from RefSeq and is a predicted model, not a curated record. The coding region runs from base 1 to 2811 and encodes 936 amino acids. Gene Ontology annotation, cellular component: nucleus.